Molecule: messenger RNA, 955 nt
Organism: Maniola jurtina (meadow brown)
Lineage: Eukaryota; Metazoa; Arthropoda; Insecta; Lepidoptera; Nymphalidae
Exons: 1
Coding region: 231-887 (218 amino acids)
Source: RefSeq, a predicted model, not a curated record
AUCUUAACACCAGAUGCAGUGGUCUGACUGGUAAGCAAAUCGCCGCCCUCAAAGCGGCCACCAGCUUAGAGUGGACUUGCCUUGAAUGCCAGCGGGAAUCACCAAGACGCAAUUCAUCAAUCAUUAUUCCGGAAGAAGACGACGAAGACGACAACACACCUGUUCAAAUCGACGCAAAGAAGCUGUUGAGCAACAUUUCCAAGGAAAUUGAAAAGGCGAUUAAAAGUGAGAUGCGUGAACUUAAUGAGGCAUUGCAGUUUCAUAGUGGAAAGCUAGACGAAGUCGUGGAGUGUAUGGACGCAUUCAAACAAACUAUUAAAGCACUCGAAAGGAAGAAUGUGGAGCUAACGAAUAAAAAUAAUAACCUAGAAACUCGUAUCGGAGCCCUCGAGCAACGAUUACAAGAAAUCGAGCAAGAAAAGCUUAUAAAUUCAGUGGAAAUUGCAAAUGUACCAUACCAGAGCACAGAAGCGGACAGUAAAAUAUUGGAAAAGGUGGCCCUGAAACUCCAACUACCCAUUGGAGGUAUAAAAAGCUCACGAAGACUCCAAGGGAAGAAAGAACAACCGCCGAACAUUAGAGUGGAAUUACAAGACGAAAGUACUCAAGAACAAUGGAUUACGGCUGCUAAAAGCAUCAAAACUAUGGUAGUGGACCUUUGCCCCUCCGAGAAAAAUAAUAAGGAUAUAGUUUACAUCAGUGAAGCAAUGACGAAAACCAACAAGACCUUACUGUGGAAGGCUAAGCAAGAACUAAAGAUUAACCAGAAAUUCAAGUACGUAUGGUUUAAAAAAGGAUUCGUAAAGGCACGCAAAGACGACGGUUCAAAAACCUAUAUUUUACGAACCAUGGCGGAUGUAAACGCCCUACUAAAGAACAAAACGUAAGGCAUUAUUUGAUACCUGCGUUAUAUACCUGCGUUUUAAUAUGGACAGUUCACUAGACGAAAUUUACG